AGAACGCGCGUGAUGGUGUGCAGCGGGAACGGUAACGUCGCGUGACAGUCCGUCAGUGUUUAGAGUCCGUCAGUUAUGGCGGAGUACGCGAAUUUAGUGCGGCGGGCCGCGGGUCAGCUCACCGGUCAUGGCGGUGUUAGAGGCUUCCUGCUGCAGCUCUUCAGGGUGAAUGAUAUCAAGACUGGAGCCUUGGUGGGUAUUGACAAAUAUGGCAACAAAUACUAUGAGGACAACAGAUACUUUUUCGGCCGUCACCGAUGGGUGAUUUACACGACAGAGAUGAACGGCAAGAACACUUUGUGGGAUGUUGAUGGCAGUAUGGUCCCUGCUGAAUGGCACCGUUGGCUACACUGCAUGACGGAUGACCCUCCCACCACUCACCCUCCAGAAAGGGUGAAUGAUAUCAAGACUGGAGCCUUGGUGGGUAUUGACAAAUAUGGCAACAAAUACUAUGAGGACAACAGAUACUUUUUCGGCCGUCACCGAUGGGUGAUUUACACGACAGAGAUGAACGGCAAGAACACUUUGUGGGAUGUUGAUGGCAGUAUGGUCCCUGCUGAAUGGCACCGUUGGCUACACUGCAUGACGGAUGACCCUCCCACCACUCACCCUCCAGAACCCAAGAAGUUCCUGGCCAAAGUUCAUCAGUUCAACAACAGUGGCACACUGAACUGCUACGUACCCUAUUCAACCACUCGCAAGAAGAUCCACGAGUGGGUGCCACCAAAAGCCGGGGAGAAAUAAUCCCCUCAUCCUGUUUGUGUUCCCUUACCACCUUUGACCAGUUCUGCUGUUUGGAACAUUCUGUAAAUUGUAGCUGUAUAAUCAUCAAUAAAUUAAAACAAAUGU
Molecule: messenger RNA, 849 nt
Organism: Sinocyclocheilus rhinocerous
Lineage: Eukaryota; Metazoa; Chordata; Actinopteri; Cypriniformes; Cyprinidae
Product: NADH dehydrogenase [ubiquinone] 1 alpha subcomplex subunit 12-like
Exons: 6
Coding region: 76-744 (222 amino acids)
Biological process (GO): response to oxidative stress
Cellular component (GO): respiratory chain complex I; membrane
Source: RefSeq, a predicted model, not a curated record